Molecule: messenger RNA, 303 nt
Organism: Protopolystoma xenopodis
Lineage: Eukaryota; Metazoa; Platyhelminthes; Monogenea; Polystomatidea; Polystomatidae
Source: the annotation of a GenBank genome assembly
AUGUUGAUCUGGCCGCUGGAGGAGGCACGAUCUUCGCGUCAGUGCCAGAGUCAUCCGAGCAACGGGCUCCAGCCGUCCUCUCCGGUCCCAACUAAUCCACCGAAUGCGUGUACCGACUCAAACACGAAACAGUCUGACUGGGGUUGUGGUUUCCUGGGCCCUCAUUCGGCCUAUGGGCCGCCGGAGAACAUGUUUUUUCACGAGGGGCUGCCAGUUGGACAACCGACCCGAUGGUUGGGAGGCUAUGAUAACGGGGCUUCUGAGGCCGAACAGCAUCCCGAUUGGUCGAAGCGGCUUGGAUGA